Molecule: messenger RNA, 4409 nt
Organism: Larimichthys crocea (large yellow croaker)
Lineage: Eukaryota; Metazoa; Chordata; Actinopteri; Sciaenidae
Gene: nploc4
Product: NPL4 homolog, ubiquitin recognition factor
Exons: 17
Coding region: 188-2074 (628 amino acids)
Biological process (GO): ubiquitin-dependent protein catabolic process
Cellular component (GO): nucleus
Molecular function (GO): ubiquitin protein ligase binding; ubiquitin binding
Source: RefSeq, a predicted model, not a curated record
UCGCUUCAGUGUGGGACUCGGUGGUGGCCGGUCACUAAUGCGUGCAGCACCCGGUGUGUGUAGUUGUGUGAUGGAGUUUCGUUGACACACACACACACACACACACACACACACACGCUCCGUGAUUCAGCUUCAGUGUGUCUGUCCACCGACGCGGCCACAUCUACCGGGAGCUACCGGAGCAGACAUGGCGGAGAACAUGAUCAUCAGGGUACAAUCCCCAGAUGGGAUGAAGAAGAUUCCCUCCACCAAGAGGGAGACAGCUGCUGCUUUUCUAAAGAAGGUAGCCAAAGAGUUUGGGUUCAACUCCAAUGGGUUUUCUAUUUACCUGAACCGCAACAAGACCGGCGAGAUCCUCUCCCAGAACAAAACUCUGAGCCUGCUUAAGAUCAAGCAUGGCGACAUGCUGUUUUUGUUCCCUUCAGGAUCUCCUUCCUCCUCCGGGGAGGUGAUGGACACGGCCACCCCGCACUCAUCUUCAUCACUACCAUCCAUCUCAUCUUCUUCCUCGUCCUCUUCUUCGUCCUCCAUGAUCCCCCGGUCCUUCUCAGCGCCCCAAGUCCAGGAGGACGAGAUCGAUCAGUAUCUGGCCAAGCAAGACGGCAAGAUCUACAGGAACAAAGACCCACAGCUAUGUCGCCAUGGUGCUCUUGGAAAAUGUGUGCACUGUGUACCGUUAGAGCCUUUUGACGAAGACUACCUGAAUCACCUCGACCCACCAGUGAAGCACAUGUCAUUCCACGCAUACCUUCGCAAGCUGACGGGUGGAGCUGAUAAAGGGAAGUUUGCAGCUUUGGAGAACAUCAGCUGUAAGAUCAAGUCGGGCUGCGAGGGCCACCCUCCCUGGCCGGAGGGGAUCUGCACCAAGUGCCAGCCCAGUGCCAUCACACUGAACAGACAGAAAUACAGACACGUGGACAACAUCAUGUUUGAGAACCACACCAUCGCCGACCGCUUCCUGGACUUCUGGAGGAAGACGGGCAGUCAGAGGAUGGGAUACCUGUACGGCAGGUUCACCGAGCACAAAGACAUCCCUCUGGGCAUCAGAGCUGAGGUGGCUGCCAUCUACGAGCCGCCGCAGAAUGCCACGCAGAACAGCCUGGAACUGGUGGACGAUCCCAAAGCUGCAGCUGUGGACGAGAUCGCUGCCAAACUGGGCCUCUGCAAGGUGGGCUGGAUCUUCACUGACCUGCUGUCUGAGGACACGAGGAUAGGCACCGUCCGCUACACGAGAAACAAGGACUCGCACUACCUGAGCGCAGAGGAGUGCAUCACAGCUGGAUACUUCCAGAAUCAUCAUUCAAACCCUUGCAGACUCUCUCGAGACGGCCACUUUGGCUCCAAGUUUGUGACCGUGGUGGCAACAGGAGGUCCAGACAACCAGGUGCACUUUGAAGGAUACCAGGUGUCCAAUCAGUGCAUGGCUCUGGUGAGAGACGAGUGCCUGCUGCCCUGCAAAGACGCUCCCGAGCUGGGCUACGCUAAAGAGUCGAGCCCUGAGCAGUACGUACCAGACGUCUUCUACAAGGACAAAGACAAGUUUGGAAAUGAUGUCACGUUCCUCGCCCGGCCUCUCCCCGUCGAGUACCUCAUCAUAGACAUAACCACCACGUUUCCAAAGGACCCCCAGUACACCUUCUGCUCCACACAACGCUUCCCCAUCGAGAACCGUGAUAUCCUGGGAGAGACACAAAAUUUCCACAGUUUAGCGACGUACCUGUCCCAGUGCACCUCCACGGCAUUCCUGGACAUCGUGUCGGACUUCCAUCUGCUCCUCUUCCUCGUCACCAAUGAAGUCAUGCCUCUGAGAGACAGCAUCGGGUUGCUACUGGACGCAGUGAGGACUUCUAAUGAGGAUCUGGCACAGACCUGGAAGAAGUCGGAGCAGUGGGCCACCAUCGAGCAGCUGUGCAGCACAGUUGGCGGGCAGCCCUCCAGCUCUCUGGGUUACGGCGCCAUGGGCGGCCCCUCAGUCCCCGCCUCCUCCUCAGCCAUGUGGUCCUGCCUCCACUGCACCUUCAUGAACCAGCCCGGCACAGAGCACUGUGAAAUGUGCAGCCUGCCCCGCAGUUAAAAACCCCCCCUGUGCCCUCCAUCCUGCCCCGCCCUGCCUCGCCUCGCCCUGCCCCGCCAUGACCUUAUCCCGCCCGGCCCUCCUGUUAACUCGCCAAUGACAUCAGUGCACCAGGACCAGCUGCGAGAUGUGGACGCCCUCCUUUGUGUUCUUUGGCCUCCCUUCGAAGCCUCUUGUUGUUCCCAUCUCACAGGCUGCUGUGACGCGUGAACGGGAUGCAAGCGUUUACAUCGAAUUCGAAGAUUAAUCCAAUCAAACCAGAUCCCUCCUCACGGCGGCUCGUUAGCGGCGGGGUUCGUUAAGGUAAAGCACUUUUGGCUGAGGCCCCUUUCCCUCAGUAAUCACCCCCCCUCAAAUAAAUCCUGCUGUGACUCAGGACGACAGCAAAGACUCGAGUGUGUGGACGUUCUCUCACAUCAGUGCCCCUCUCACUCUCACUACGUCUUCUGGAAAAUCUUGCUGUGUAUAAAUACAUUUGAGGAAUGAUACUGUUAUUUAAUUAAGCUUCUUCUUUUCUUUUUUUUUUUUAUCCGAUUGUAGCGAAACCUUAAAAAUUUUGAAUCUUCAGCGUGGAUUCUUCAGUCAGGUGUUUCUCGGUCUUGGUCUCUUUGACAAGCCCCUUAAAGUACAAUCAUCGGUCGGAGCUCAGACCUGAAAACUCUUUGGAGCUGUAGGGUAAUUCCAGCAGAGAGUUUAUAUUUUCAGUAUUAAAUUACUUUAAAAAUAAGUCCCACGUUGGACACGGAAAGCUCUUCACCCCUGACAUCCUCCACUGAUCACAGACGUAACACGUGAUGUUGGUUCCUAAAGAUCUUCUCUGGUUUGUUGAGUUGUAGCUUGGUGGAUCGAACUCGAACAGGCACGAUAUGUAGCUUUUAUUUGAUCAGCUCCCCGUCGUCGUCGUCACUGACUCGCACUGUAUCAUCCGGUCGGUGCUCCUCCAAAUAACUGGUGCUCGCCGCUCUCCUCCCUCCCUCGUCACUCCCUACCUGUGGUUCUAUUGUUUUUCUUUCUCGCUGGCGCCAGUCCAGAGGAGUCAGACCAUGACGGACGCUCCUCCUCUGAACCCCCCUCCGGGUUAUUUUCCAUAACUCAGCCUUCAAAGACUUUGCUGCUGGAAGAGGUCGCAGGUCAGCGCAGAGAGAACGGCGCCUUCGUCUGUGUCUGCGUCGUAUUUUUCGGUACUCGAGCAGAAGCCUUGAGCUUCUUCCACCAGGAGGCGAAAGAAAAGUGCUAAAACAUUUCCUCACUUACCUCGAGAUGUAAUCAGAGACACACCCAGUGUGGUUUUUAUUUGCGGUGCUAAGAACGUUCAAAUGUGACUUUAACAACAAAAUUUCAAAGGCAGAAACUUCUCGACAAAUAAAAACACUCGAUAAAGAUGAGACGAGCUGUGAGAGGGGAAAUGUUUCUGCAGUCAGCGGCGUCACGUGGGGCUGUCGGUUAAAACGGAUUCUUCAGUUUCUCUCAUGAGACUUAAUAUUUGGGACCAAAACUUGUGAGAUCAUUUAAGUCUUGGCGGUUCAGUUCUGGUUUCACGUCAUUCACACGUUCACAUCUGGCAUCGUUAGUUCGAGCCGCUCAUAUCGUUGCUGAACAUGCGUCCAUCAGAACAUUUUGGUAUCAUCAGCAAACGUUCACACUCACGAUAGAAGCUUCAGCUGUCGUCCAGAUGGAAACACAGAAAAGCUUUGAGGCCGACACACUGAUUCUGUGUGUUUUAGGUUUUCUACUUUAAAUUGGAGAAUUUUUAAAUAAUUCCAAACUCACAGAUGUCUCUGUUCAUAAUCCCGAUUUCUUCAGAAUCUCUUCUAAUCUGCGUCCUCUGUGUGAUCUCUGCUGACUGACAACAAUCCUUCUGUCAUCACGUUGUUUUCUUGUGCUCCGUUAACGUGAAGACUGAGCGAGGUCGCUGACGGGGGAAACGGGCGUCUUCGGUUGAGAGGGCGAGUCGCGGGCCGCAGAUCUAUUUAUGAGACGUGUGCUUCUUUGUGAGAGCUUGACGGUGAUUCCAUUGAUGGAGUGAGAAUAUAUUUUUAGUUGUAGGUUCAUUUGAAAAUGCUUGAAGAGAAAAAAAACUACUUUUUUUUUUGUGAUCAUUCUCGCCCCACGUGUGAAUUUCUCGAGAGCGAUUAUCUGAUGUCAUGCUGACGGACGGACGGACGGACGGCAGUGACCUUUGUUCCUUUUGUACUGAUCCAGGGGCCGUUUGCUGAGCAAGCAUGCUCUUGGAGUUGCAGCCGGUCCUCACUUUGUUUCCACUGAGCUAACCGAGGACCUGACAUUGAAAGUUGUAUGCUGUUGACCUGGAUUUGAAACAAAAUAAAAAAAAUAA